Populus euphratica (Euphrates poplar) is the source of this 288-nucleotide messenger RNA. Its product is annotated as 3-ketoacyl-CoA thiolase 2, peroxisomal-like. The coding region runs from base 1 to 288 and encodes 95 amino acids. Gene Ontology annotation, molecular function: acyltransferase activity. Lineage: Eukaryota; Viridiplantae; Streptophyta; Magnoliopsida; Malpighiales; Salicaceae. The record is from RefSeq and is a predicted model, not a curated record. The transcript is spliced from 2 exons.
AUGGGAUCAGCACUGCUGGGAAUUCUAGCCAAAUCAGUGAUGACGCUGGGGACAUAUGCUAUUGUUGGUGUGGAUCCUGACGUCAUGGGUGGAAGCCUGGUUUUUGUCGUGCCAGCUGCAGCAAAGGCUGCUGGUUUAAAACUUCAGUUGAUGUAUUGCCGCAAGAGGUUGGAGAUUGUUCCACAAAAGAUCAACCUCAAUGAGGAUGCAAUGGCCAUUGGACACAUUCUCUGGGCACUCUACGUGUUUGAUGCAAGUUGUACACUUCGUGUUUUGUUUUUUAAUUGA